AUGCCCUACACCCCCUACAUGCCCUUCAUCCCCUACAUCCCCUACACCCCCUACAUGCCCUACAUCCCCUACAUGCCCUACAUCCCCUACAUGCCCUACAUCCCCUUCCUCCCCUACAUCCCCUACAUGCCCUACAUCCCCUUCCUCCCCUACAUCCCCCACAUGCCCUACAUCCCCCACAUGCCCUACAUCCCCUACAUGCCCUACAUCCCCCACAUGCCCUACAUCCCCUACAUGCCCUACAUCCCCUACAUGCCCUACAUCCCCUUCCUCCCCUACAUCCCCUACAUGCCCCACAUCCCCUACAUCCCCUACAUGCCCUACAUCCCCUACAUGCCCUACAUCCCCUACAUGCCCUACAUCCCCUAA
Molecule: messenger RNA, 369 nt
Organism: Knipowitschia caucasica
Lineage: Eukaryota; Metazoa; Chordata; Actinopteri; Gobiiformes; Gobiidae
Source: the annotation of a GenBank genome assembly